UCCUUGUAUGACCGAUUGCAUACUGGGUAAAUCGUCACUUAUAUGCGUCGCAUAUAAUACCGUUUUCAAAACUAACGCGGUAGUGAAGGGUGUUCCUACUUUUUUCUUAGAGGUAUUAUUUAUUUGUUUUAAAGUAGAUUAGUUUAGUUUUAAAACAUUUCCAGAUUAGAUGUUUAAUGGCAUUCCUGCUCCGUGCUAGGAAUUGCAUUAUGAGAAGAAAGGAUUUUAAUUAUUUAUGGUAAACAGAGAACCGAGGUUUUUUGUAACUUAGCUAUUUGCUCGGUCCUAGCUGGAUAUAUAUUUUUGACGCGAACAGUCAAAAACCCCAUGGCCCUUAAAGAGUUUGAUUUACCUAAAACUGACUUUGAGUGGCAGCUCAACUCCCAGCACCCUUUAAUUGGUGAUGAAUUUACCAACAUGUUGAAACUGUACCAGAGAGUGCAAGAAACUUCAGAAGCUCUGAAAGAAAAGUGGACUCAGAAAAAUAGUGAAAAUAAAUUAAUGCGUAGAAAACACCUGGAAAUCAGCAAUGAAAACGCAAAAUAUGUAGCAUCCCAUAAGAAAACUGUAAUGGAAAUAGAAGCGUUACUUUCAGAAACUCAGAACUGCAAAAAGAAGAGCAUUGAAGUGAAAGCAUUGAUUCAGCAACAGAAAGAUGAAUUGGCCAUGAAAAAGGAAAGAGAGCAACUUCAGUUUAUAUUUCGAAGCAUUAGUCACAAAGAUCCUGAACUUGCCUACACUUUCACACUUAAAAUAAAUGACAAUGGCGAUUAUGAAGUGACCUCUUGUGACCCACCACUGGAGUGCAUGCCUCUACUGGAACAGAAAGUUAGGGAAACUAACAACUUCUCCGCCUUUCUCGCCAACAUCAGAAAAGCUUUUCUGCAGCUUUAGCAUGCAAUAAAACCAGUGUUUUUGUUAAGUUAAAGUUUGGGAUGGAUUGUGUCAGGUUUUUAUGAACUUGAAAUCUUUCACCAGUAUUAUAUGUUUGCUAAGAGUUCAGGCCAGUUUUGGCUUUUUACUAGGUUAGAUUAAGUGCAUGUGUCAUAUUUUUUUUAUUUGUCUUUGAUGUAAAUAUGCACCCCAUUUUUGUCUAUUAUAGAAAUUUUGUACCAGACUAAACUUGUCUAGCUUGGUGACCAGCACUUCCAUAAACCUUAAUGUUUCCCCCUGUACAUAUGUAUAUAUUUUAUGCAGCUACUAUGUAUGCUAUAGUUUUUAAUGCAAAACCAUGAGUGUUUAAUUAAAAUUAAGCACUGAACAGAA
Messenger RNA from Protopterus annectens (West African lungfish), 1266 nucleotides. It is a transcript of the gene SPC25, whose product is annotated as SPC25 component of NDC80 kinetochore complex. The record is from RefSeq and is a predicted model, not a curated record. Gene Ontology annotation, biological process: chromosome segregation. Gene Ontology annotation, cellular component: Ndc80 complex. The transcript has 6 exons. Lineage: Eukaryota; Metazoa; Chordata; Ceratodontiformes; Protopteridae. The coding region runs from base 328 to 894 and encodes 188 amino acids.